GUUUGCUUGGACUUAGAACCUCAGAGCUGACAACACUGCAGGAAGAGUAUAUAACAAAGUGACCCAUGAGCCCGGGGAUACUACAGAAGAGAUUAUCUAUUCCUAGACUAUUGCCAAGGUCACCAGUUGAGUGAGAUCAUGAGAACGCAACUUCUAGCCAUUUCCCUCAUUCUGCUGCUCAUCAGCACAGGAAUUGAGAGUUACAGGAUACAAAAGCGGGAGACUUCUACAUACUUGUCUCAAGCGUCAGACGUGUUGAAUUCAGCCUGGGAACAAGUCAGGGGGAAAACCCAAGAACUGAUUGAGAAGGCCAAGUCCACAGGAGUGGAGGACAAAAUAAAGGAAUAUUAUGACAAAGGUACAUCUGCUGUCUCAACCUACUUCAACGUCCUAUCUGACCAGGCCUACCACUGGUGGCAUGGAAACUGAGAACCUGACCUACGUAGGUUUGGAUGAAUAAUGUAUUACAAUAUAACAUCAAUUAAUUAAACAACAAAAGGUGAAAACUUUCGUCACAUUCCAAAGCACUGUUCUUUUAAAUGUUUUUUUAAAGUUUUUUUUUUUUUGCUAUAAAAUACCACCUUCUAGUAAAUCAU
Messenger RNA from Hyla sarda, 596 nucleotides. Its product is annotated as apolipoprotein C-II-like. The transcript is spliced from 5 exons. Gene Ontology annotation, biological process: chylomicron remnant clearance; lipid transport; high-density lipoprotein particle clearance. Gene Ontology annotation, cellular component: spherical high-density lipoprotein particle; intermediate-density lipoprotein particle; chylomicron. The coding region runs from base 139 to 429 and encodes 96 amino acids. Lineage: Eukaryota; Metazoa; Chordata; Amphibia; Anura; Hylidae. Gene Ontology annotation, molecular function: phospholipase activator activity; lipid binding; phospholipase binding. The record is from RefSeq and is a predicted model, not a curated record.